AUGUUUCCUACCCUAGACGUAGAACUUCGUCCUGGUUUUGGCUUGGGUGCGUUUGAACUGGGGGCUUCCCUCUGGAAUAUCAUAAACAUGAUUCGUCAAAUGCAGCACUUGUUCCCCCAGGUCGACAUCAAGUACGAUCCUGACGCCUCUUCCACCACACCAAUCAUUCUUCAUCUUAGGCCACACCUUGACCUUUUAUUCUCCGGCAAACAUCAGCGAUUGCGGACGAUAUGCGUCCGGAAGCUGAGGGAUACAAGCCCUCCGGUGACGCUUCAUUAUAAGGGCAGUGUGCUUUCGUCUGCAGAUGAGGUUCUCAGAAGAGUUGGUAUCAGUCGAAACUUUGGCCCUACGUAUCCUGGAGAUGACUUGCGAUAUCCAGGAGUUUGGUUCAGUUUUGAAGAAGAGGGCAUCGGCGAAGGUCGUAAGGGCAACGCACACAAUGAAGAUAGAUUGCAGGAAGUGAAGCGAGUUCUUAUCUCACAGAAAGAAGUCGACACGGAGCAAGGGGAUGCUCUGGGUGAAGUUGCAGAAUGUCCUAUAAUGAACAGUGAUAUUGCAUUGGCAAUCGUAAAGGUGCAUGAUGGAGUGACAUUACAAUUCUACCCCUCAAACACAGCUUCACUACAUGUCCGCAUCGGUACUACAACUGCCCAAGAUCUAGCUGUCUCUCUUGGUCGUCCCCUUCGCGUUCAUUACAAAGAAGAUGAUCGAAUGACAAUACACUCUUCCCUUCAAGAUGAAUCUGAUACUGGAUGUGGGACAAUUUUGAACACCCACUAUUUCUACAAUUACUUCCAGCAUGGAAUAGAUUUUUACAUCUCAGGGAAGAAUCAUGUUGUCAAGAAGAUUAUCUUGCAAUCGAACGUGCCUGGAUCACCACUUUUCCAGGUUUACAAGCGAUGCAAUUGGGAAAUAGAAGGGAAACCAGAGGAUGACGAAGAUGACACCCCUCCGAGAAAGCGGUUCUAUGACCGGUUUGAGACCAUUAGCCAUUUCCUGAGUCCAAGAGAGCCUCCCCCGUCCAUGUUGCUUGACCGUACCAAUGACGAGGAGGACAUCACGCUUCCCAGCGCAACAACGCGUCUUUACGGAUAUGACGGUAUUAUUCUUGAAGUUUCCGAAGCAUCUCAAGUCAUAUCUGUUACGCUCUUCUAA
This is a messenger RNA of Lentinula edodes (shiitake mushroom), 1155 nucleotides long. RefSeq lists its product as uncharacterized. The record is from RefSeq and is a predicted model, not a curated record. Bases 1 to 1155 code for a protein of 384 amino acids. Gene Ontology annotation, biological process: Golgi to plasma membrane protein transport. The transcript has 8 exons. NCBI's taxonomy places the organism in Eukaryota, Fungi, Basidiomycota, Agaricomycetes, Agaricales, Omphalotaceae. Gene Ontology annotation, cellular component: trans-Golgi network.